This is a messenger RNA of Dunckerocampus dactyliophorus (ringed pipefish), 3310 nucleotides long. RefSeq lists its product as uncharacterized. Gene Ontology annotation, cellular component: nucleus. Gene Ontology annotation, molecular function: DNA binding; protein dimerization activity. The record is from RefSeq and is a predicted model, not a curated record. The transcript has 7 exons. NCBI's taxonomy places the organism in Eukaryota, Metazoa, Chordata, Actinopteri, Syngnathiformes, Syngnathidae. Gene Ontology annotation, biological process: regulation of transcription by RNA polymerase II. The coding region runs from base 74 to 3064 and encodes 996 amino acids.
ACGCAGCAGCCAAAGAAGAAGAAGAAGCGUCCCAAAUUGGCGCUCAUCUGGAGGCAGAAGCAACUGGAUCAAGAUGGACGACCCUAAACACAUUGGCCCUCUCAAUGGGAAGUUUGAGUACAAAAAACACCAGGACGGAUCAAUCGACCGACAAAAAGUAGUAUGCACACUAUGCAGGAAGGAGUUUUCGUUUCACCGAAGCACCUCCAGCUUAAAGUACCACAUCAACGCCAAGCAUACAUUCGCCGGGGAUUCCUCUGCAAGUAUUUCUUCGGCCGUCUUUCGCCAAAACACCCUAACGAAACGCCGGGGCCUCAGGGUGGACGAAAGACAAGAAUCUUAUGAGGGUAUGUCAUUGAUCCAGACUCGCUCAAACCACAACUACAUCCCCGACGCUGCUCUGCCACCUGGCGAGACAUGGCUUCAAGGCGGACCAUCGCGAGCAGUGCUUUCCCUGCCGUCCUGUCUGUGCCUCCACGAUUCUCCUGAUCCUGGAUCUUCUGGUGAUGAACGUACGGACCAGUGGAAGGUGUAUGCCAAGUGCCACCUUCAGCAGGGCAUCAUCUUUGGACCUUAUGUUGGAGAAGUGUCCAAAGGCCACAUGCCAACAAACCUCAAAUAUGCCUGGGCAAUCAGGAAUGAUGCUGAUUUUGUCUAUGUCGAUGCCUUUGAUGAAAACAGAUCUAACUGGAUGAGGUAUGUAACGUACAGCAGCAGUGAGGCUCAACACAAUAUGGUUGUUUUCCAGUUCUACCGUAACAUCUACUACAAGGUUUCACAGCCCAUCCCAGAGGGCGAUGAGCUCAGGGUCUGGAUCGGCAGGGAUUAUGCCAAACUGCUGGGCCUCAGGAUGGGUGAGAAUGUGAAAUGUGAACUCGGCGAUAAGGAGACAGUUCUGCAACUUCUGCCGGACAUUCAGUUGGUGACCCUCCCGGAGACCAGCAGCUCCUUCCAGACUGGAGACCACAGCCAAUCACUGCCCGUCAUCAGUGACGUGACCACCUUGUCAAAUCCAGAUGGAAAUAGUGAUUCAGGACAGAUCUCUCACGCCGCCUUUACUUCCCCAAUCCCAGGCUCAUCUGCUCAAUUGACGGACGCCAUCGCUAAUUUUCUCAUCAUGGAUCUCCAGCCUCCAGCUCUGGUAGGUGGAAAAGGCUUCACAGAGCUGAUCCGCUCCCUGCUUCCAGCCUACAAACUUCCUUCACCGUGCCUGCUGGAGAAGCUCCUGAAUGAACACCACAGCAGAGACAAAAAGCUCCUCGCUCAGAUGCUGAAGACGUCCAGCGACAAAGAAAAUGAAACCGUAGCCGAUUACACCGCGCCUAUCGAGUAUGAAUGCGGGAGACUUGCGCGGCCGCCCAGCGAGUGGGAGGAGGUUCCCUAUUUUGUUACAUUAAGCGUGGACGUUUGGGUCCACAGCUGGGAGGGACAUAAUGAGGGAUAUCUCACCCUCUGGGCACAUUACAUAGACUCAAACAUGAAAUGUCAGAAUGUCACCCUGGCAACGCAAAGACUCAGAGAGAGUGACGUGACAAACAACUACCUCCAGAGCUUGGAAGCCCAAGUAAAGAUGAUGGCCCAAGAGUGGGGCAUAUCCCAAUUUAAUCUGGCCUUGCUGGGAGGUAAAAGCAAUAACAAGAUGAGACUACUGAUGAUUAAUAAUGCAGAAAAAGCCCUGCACUCAAACUCCUUUCGGGAGAAGGGCAAAUCUGUGUCACCCAUGGAACCGGGUCAUCCAAGUGAAGGGCCUCUGUUUGUCCCGUGUUUCUUCAGUGUGGUACAUGGCUGCGUUGACGAAUUGAUGUCACACCCUGUCAUCUCCAAGACCGUCUUCCAAUUCCAGGGUGCUCUUUUUAACCUCUUCCCGGCACCUUGUCAACGCAGAGACUCUUGUCGGAGGCCGUCAAGUUAUCACCAGAGCGUGUUGGAAACGUUGACCAAACGGGAGCAGGCGGAGCUGAAGUCAUGGGCCAGCAACUGUCGGCCAACGUGGGACAGACUUUAUCCUCUGCUGAGCACACUCCUCAAACAUGAAAGCCUUAUCGCUAGUUUGGUAAAGCCGGUCAAAUAUGAGAACCUGACGGAUGAAGACGUCGCCUCAGAGUCCGGCGUGCGUAGCUGCUGCUAUGCAAACCCCUCAUCCACUGCAGAUGCAUCAAACACGGCACCAUUGCACUCCGAGUGGAAAAUCUUGGAGGAGUUAUGUUUAGUGCUCAAGCCAUUGGACGUGGCAUGUCAGACACUGGCCAAGGACGCUUUCCCGCGCUUGUCUCUCAUUAAGCCCAUCCUCACUGGCCUGCUUUCCCGCCACCUCGUAUGCCGGCCAGGGGACUCCAGCAUCUUGAAUGACAUGAAGCAGAUGGUGAGGCAGAUGUUGGCGAGGCAUUACAACAACCCUGAAGUCAACAGGAUUUUAAGUGUGGCCUGUUCCCUCGACCCCCAGUUUCACGGGCUGGGCUUCAUGAGCGAGACGGAGCAAGCGGAGACUUUUGAUUGGUUGAAGAAAGACACCAUCAGGAUAGCUGAAGACAGGAAGACACACAAAAUGAAGAAGACAUACUCAAACUCAAGUAAGAGGUUCAUCUCUCCUGAAAGACCAGAAUCAGAGACUCAUUUCUUGAAGAGAAGCAAACUGGGUGAGGUGGACUUCAGAGACAUGGAGGAUGAAGAAGAGCUGGAUCUGCCAGAGCUUGGCUCGCUGGGUGAAGUGUCUGGUAUGGAGUUCUUGCUCGGAGACUUGUUCUCCACGCCGCGGAGCAGGCAGGAUUCCGUGGAGGAGUCGGUAGACUUGGAGAUAUCAGUCUUCAGAGCUGACAAGGGAGCUUCAAUGGGAGUGGAGCCCCUCCAUUGGUGGAGGACAAAGGCGGUGCAAUUCCCAAUGCUGGCUAAAGUGGCAGAGGCGUACUUGGCUGCCCCAGCAGUGGCAGGCAACAUGGCGCAAGACUUUGUUCAGGACAGAGCGGGUGCAACCAACAGGAAAAGAGACAGCAUCCCACCGGAAAGUUUGGACCCAAUCUUGUUUCUGCACCACAACCACAUGAUCAGGCAUAAAAAUAAAACAUGAAUUCCUUACUUUCCUGAUUCAAAGUUCAGCUUCAAACCCGUUGCCUGUUGAAAAGACACACCCUCAAACAUGGCAGCUAAAAGUCCUAGUUGUCUUCUGACCCAAGACUUGUGCUUUACUUAGUUCUGCGACACAUUGUAAAUGAUCAUGGUGUGUUUGGUAUUUCAGAAAACCAUAAGCACGUGUAGCUCCAUCCUGAUCAAGAAGGAAAUGAUUAAUACUGAAUAAAAUCUCACUGUACCUUAA